GUGUUAGUUCUAUAGGCAGUCUGUGGCACACACGGUUUGCACCUGUCACCAGUACAUGAGGAUUGGUUGUCCUGGGAGCCAAGGCUGCCGGCAUGGGGUCCCAGGGCAGACAACCUUCCGGGCCCCUUGUAAUUAUAAUCAUACAUUAUUUUCUCAGUAUAUAAUAAUGUUUUUAUAAUUUGAUUGCAAUAUCUACAUUUAAUCAUAAUUACUGUAGACUUCAAACUUAGGACAAAUGCACUAGGUCUACAUCACUACUUGAACAAAAGUUUUUUACACAUGAGUGGUUAGUAAAUGAGGAAAAUGAAGGUAAAGAUCAAACCUGUAAUAUAUCAUAGAAAAAAUUCCAAUGUGAGGAAUUUUCUGUCAACUUUCCUUAAAAAGAAAAAGAAGGAAAAAGAUCCACUAACACUCAAACACACACACCCGUCUGUACACCAGACAUCCCCUCUCUCAUCAGCCUGCUGGUUCAGUUCUCAUCUGGACAUGCUGCUCUUUCUCUGCAUGUAGCACAUGUUUACAGGGCUUUGCCAUGAUAAACCCAUAGUUUGCUGGCUCUGCGAAAAAUACCAUCGCCUAAUGCUAACUCCAGCAAGAUGGUCUAAAAUAAACAAAACAUAAUAUCAAGUACCUAUUUGAAAAAAAAAAAUCUGUCAUCACUUCUUGUUUAUAAUAACAAAAUAAGUUUGUAGUAAGAGAAAAUAGGAUAUUUGGCUGGAUAUGUAGCUGUGAUAAUGACUAAGGCUUGAAAACUAAAAAAGUUUUAAGACUGCUGUCUCUUAUUCUUUCAGUAAGAAACAAAUAGUAUGCAUUUAUAUAAAUUACAGUGAAACCUCUUCUGUAGUCCUUCAGGUUGGUAAAAUUUUGUUUGGAUGUCUGGCUCCUUGAACGAUUUUUUUUCCCUUGUCUCAAGCAAAACUGGGGGAUUUGCAUUAUGCCUAAGAAUUAUGAAAAAAAUAUGAAUGUGAAAAAUUUCAGAUGUGCUUCUGUUAGAAGUAAAUAUUGUGGAAGAAUUCAACUUUCACAAGCUUGUGCACUGUAAGAUUAAAAUACUUGUAAAAGUUAAAGCUUGAAUUCUGAUUCAAGCUUGAAUUCUGAUUCUGAUUCUGUGCUGAUUCUGAUUCAAAAUGUUCUUAUAGAUAUAGCUUUCUAUAGGAUUAAAUUGUUUUAAAGUUACAAACAAGAAUGUUUACAGAAGAACAUUUGCUAAACAACCAUUAACAGAGAAGACAUUACAAAGAAACUGUAAGAUUAAAAUACUUAUAAAAGUUAAAGCUUGAAUUCUGAUUCAAGCUUGAAUUCUGAUUCAAGCUUGACUCUUUCUGUUGGUAUAGCAUGUCAGAGUCUCUGUCUGACUGAAUGGUCAUUAGCAGCCACAUCAAGAUUGGUCAAGCAUUUGGAGUGUCUCAGCUUAUGCUAUAAGUGACCUUGCAGCUUCUUACAGCCGUGGGAGAACCUUGGCAUUGUUGUGAUUUUACUUAAGUAGUCCCAUCAUGAAGUCAGCAUUGGUCUCUUUGGCUACACGCUCCAAGAACAACGAGAAAAGAGAACUUCACAGAUCCUGAGCUGAAGGUACUGCUGCAGUGUAUAGCAGCUGAAAGCUGAUGUCGUCACAUCUACUGCUACCGACACACCUUCAAUGAGUUGAAAGCAAAGCAUGGAACGUAUUGCAGCUAAAGUUAGUGCUUUAGUGGAGUGGAAAGACAGUGAAGGUGUUCGAGAAAAAUGGGACGCAUGAAAAAUAUUGUAGCAAAGCAGAUUGAUGGACAUAUUAACAACAGAUGAAGCUCCAAAACCUCUUCCGUACCAGGAAACCAUAAUUGCCAUUGUAGUAGGUGACAAGAAGAAACUAAAAAUGGACUUGGGAAUGGAGACGGAUUCAGGAAAAGAUCAAACUGUAAACAACACUUCAAAACACUUAAAUCCAAAUGAGUUAAACAUUGAUUCAGCUUCAUGCUCAAAGAGUCCAGUAGGCGGAGGUGACGAGCUGUCUUCUCCAAUGCCAGCUUUCUUGCCAGAGGGUGUUGCCUCAAUUUCAUCGCUGGAGGAUUCUUGUGUCAAAGACGGAGAAGACAGUGUGAAGAUGGUUGAAAAAGGCAGCUUGGAAAGAAGUUCUGUGCCUGUAAACACUUUAGGAAAGAUGAAAACCAUGAAAAAGAAGGUGCACUCUAAAAAGGUAUCCAAUAAACCGAUUCAUUCAGAUGAGGAUGUUUAUGAGGGGGUGCUGUUUGCCAGGUAUCUCAAAAGUGAGAUAAUCAAAAACAGAGCCAAGAGGGCGUUGAUGACAACCAAGAAGAUUCUGUUAGAGAACAUGAACAGGAAAGUGCUGCUGGAAAUUGAAAAGCUUGAAAGAGAGCUUGGUGAUUCUAAUGAUUGUGAUCUCAGUGUGACAACUUAUGACAAGUGAUUGUGAUCUCAGUUUGAUGACAACACGAUGCAGUGCAAAUGUUUGUGUAUCCUCAAUGGCAGUAACUUGAACGAAGGGUGUAAACUGUACAUGUUUUGGAAGCAAACACAGCUUUUGGUUUUUAUAAAUGCUACUUGAAUACAAAGAAUAGAGAAACAAAAGUGGGAGAGAGAGAGAGAGAAAUGGAUGGAGGAGGUGGUAAGAGGAGUUAUUCAUAGUCCAAACAUGCCUUUAGGCUUAUCAUGAAUGCCUGCAAUGUCAACACAAUCUCAAGAUGCUGCAUAUAUUUUGAAGUCUGGUCUGUGCUAUAGCAGUAAGCAGAAGGAGUGUAACUAUGUGGCUGGUAGGGUGUCAACAUAUACCCCACUGUUAAUGACAGAGACACUGUGAAUUGUUCUAGGAGAGCAGAUUAUUGUCCUCUUUUCUUUUACCUCAAUGAUAGAUGAGGAAAACUGAAGAUUUUAAUUUCAUCGCACAAAAAUCGGCAGUCUAUAGAAGAUAUUUUUACUGAAAAAUUGGAAAGAGAGUUAUAGAAAAAUGAUUACUCUGGUUGCUAGAAAAACUCCUAAUAAAGCAGUUGUGUUUCAUUACAUAUAUUUUUAUGAUUUUAAUGCAAGACAUGAGCUAUUCCACAAUGUUUGUAUGUUUACUACAAAUUGGUAUUAAAUUUUGCAUCAUACCUUACAGAUGUUUGUUUGUAUGUCAUUCCUGGCAUCUAAAGAAAAUUCUGGAAGUUGCGUUGAUUUUCUCAUUCUGUGCUAGAAUCUUAACAGUUUACAAGUAGAUCCCCAAAGGAUUUUCAUAGCGUUGAAAUAGAAUUCUGUUUUUUAUGAAGCAGUCUGUAGACAUAAUAAUUUGUUGCUUAUAAAUUGUCAUAAGAAAAUGAAUUCUUUUACUGCAAGAAAGACUCUAAAUAUGCAAUUGUGUUUUAUUAACAUUAAAUUGGUGGUGUUAUGUGAGAUUUCAGUGGUAGUGUAUGAGCUUACAGACAUAGCUUUUCAGAAUACCUGUUAGAAACACUGAAUUUGUCCUGCUUAAGGUAGAUGAUUGCAUGGAACAGAAAUCUUAUAUGCCCAAAAGAUGGGGAGGCAGCAGUAAAUCACUUGCAGAUAGACAUUAAAGUUGUUUUCUGUAAAACAU
Pomacea canaliculata is the source of this 3547-nucleotide messenger RNA. RefSeq lists its product as uncharacterized. NCBI's taxonomy places the organism in Eukaryota, Metazoa, Mollusca, Gastropoda, Architaenioglossa, Ampullariidae. The record is from RefSeq and is a predicted model, not a curated record. The transcript has 4 exons. The coding region runs from base 1763 to 2407 and encodes 214 amino acids.